GAAAAUUUCCCGGCGUCGAGUCCAAGCAAUGGAACUCUCCGGCGUUCUCCUCCGGCAGGUUCCAUGCUUGUCUGGCGCUGGAUUUGAUAACCAGUCUUUAAUAUCAUCCUCCACCUCUGGUCUGUGCGCAGAUGCCGGAAGUUCGUUCUCCGGCAACCUCCGUUUUCCUGGUUCUCGAGAUGCCAAGGUUUUUCAGAGAGCUAGAAGGCUUUCAGCCUAUUCGGUUUCUGGGUUUUCCAAUGAUGGUCAUUUGCAGUAUUAUGUAUCACCGAGAUCAGGCGGGAACAAGAAGGAGAAAAGUUCAGAAAUGGCAACAAUGAAGAAAUCAAAAUUGCUCAAAGAAUUGUCGAGGGACUUGUUGAUGUUUUCUGGAACGGGUUUUGGUUUGGAGGUUGGAAAUGGUAUUGUUACAGAAGAUAACGGGAAAAUGAUCACGGAAGCAGCAGAGGUUUUAUUGGCACAACUACAACAAUUAAGAGCCAAAGAGAAAGAGAUGAAGAAAAAACGGAAGCAAGAGAAAGCCAGGCUAAAAGCCACACAGAUGAAAACCAAAACCAGGGCCCAAUGCGAAUCUUCUGGGAGUUCUUCAGAAUCAAGUGACAUCGAAUGUGGAGAAGUUGUUAGCAUGAAGAUGAGCCGCCUGAGAGACAGAGCUCUCGUAGAAACAAAACUAGAUGCGUCAAAACAGGACACAAGUGCAGUGUUAACUACCCCAAGUUUGCUGAUUCAGGAAAAUAGAGCAGAGGGAAUAGAGAAGAUUGAAGACUGCAGCAUACAAACUUGCAGCAGGCAAGGAUGCUGCAACCAAAAGGAUAGUGGUGGUUGUAGCAAAGUUAGCAGUAAUGAUUACCGCCGAAGUAAGCCGGUAGUUGUUGGGGAGGCAUCAACCGAGAGAAUUGAAGUUUGCAUGGGUGGUAAGUGCAAGAAAAUGGGUGCAGAGAUGCUGUUGGAAGAAUUUGGAAAGAGGGUUGGUGUCGAAGGUGUUGUUGUUGGCUGCAAGUGCAUGGGCAAAUGCAGGGAAGGUCCUAAUAUAAGGGUUUUUAAUCAAUUAGGCACAGAGGAAGUGGAUGAUGGGCGUCCAAGCAAUCCUUUGUGCAUUGGUGUAGGCCUGGAGGAUGUGGGUAUGGUUGUGGCAAAUUUCUUUGGGGAAGAGAGAAAGGAUCUUGGUCUUGCAACCCGAAUGUAAAUUACCCUAAACAAAUUAAGUAAUCAAAUGAAUUACUUGUUCAUUAUGUAGUCCUUUGAAUUUGUGCAACUUUUCCUCUUUCAUGUUCUUUCUUUUGGGUAAAAUUUCACUGAUUAUUUCUUCAA
Messenger RNA from Nelumbo nucifera (sacred lotus), 1311 nucleotides. RefSeq names its product diacylglycerol O-acyltransferase 3-like. NCBI's taxonomy places the organism in Eukaryota, Viridiplantae, Streptophyta, Magnoliopsida, Proteales, Nelumbonaceae. The record is from RefSeq and is a predicted model, not a curated record.